AUGCAAAACUUGCUUCCCUUGAGAUCCGCCGAACUGACAGGAAUUGUGCACAACAGCGCUGCUUAUGACCUGAUUGUGGCCCAGCAGCCAAGCGAUGGCCGUGCACUCUCCUCCCCCAGGCGGAACGCCAGGGGUGCCGUCAAAUGGCCGCUCGACCCUCCUUGCGUCGUAGAACUGAUACUCCACGAUAACGAUCCAUCCAAGGCCUACCUUCAUAGCCCCUACUGGUUUUGUACCAUCGAGAUCGAAGCACUAAACCACGAAUCACUAAAAUCUGAUACCUUGACUGGCACUUUGACAUCAUCGCUCCACAAGGUCAAAAUGCAUGACAGCAGAGAUCACGGCGUUUUCGUUUUCGGCGACCUCUACGUGAAAUAUCCCGGAUACUUUCGUCUCAAAUUCACCGUCUUCGAAAUGCGUCAAGGGUAA
Molecule: messenger RNA, 429 nt
Organism: Capronia epimyces CBS 606.96
Lineage: Eukaryota; Fungi; Ascomycota; Eurotiomycetes; Chaetothyriales; Herpotrichiellaceae
Exons: 3
Coding region: 1-429 (142 amino acids)
Source: RefSeq, a predicted model, not a curated record